CAACGCUUUAUUGAUUUAAUGCAGUAUGUUGAGAUCUGUCAAAAUCCGUAGCCUCUUCUGUUCAAAAUUCGAGCAUAGCAUUUUCUAGGAAUGGCUCUCGUCCAGAGUGACGAAAACGACUUCCACGCACUGCGAGAGGCGCAAAGGAUGGUGGACUCGUGCCAGGACUUUGCGGACCACUUGAUCGUGGCCGAGUUCCUUCCCCAUUGUCGCGGGGUGGCCUACAUCAAUAUUCGCACCUUGGAGCAGGUCAUCUAUUGUGUGCAACUGAGUAGCGCUGGCUAUCGGAUCGUGUCCUAUAACUUUGAUGAUGUGGCCGAUGAGGUGGCCAAUUGUGACACCGUCUAUGAGUCCGCCCACCAACUGCUGGCAGGGAUUAGUCCACUGUAUGGGGAGAAAUAUGGCUUUGGACGAGAGCCACUGCGGAAGCGAAAGGAGUAGUAGUACCAAAUGAUAAUUAAGCGUUUUGCAGGUAAAUGACUUGAUUGCAACAAUAAAGCCUGAAGCUGCGAGCUGGAUUCGGGGUCUCCCAUUUGAUUAAUUGCUGCCAAGUGAGCACAGAUAGAGGGGAGAAGCUGGAGCAAGGGGCAGUGGCAGCGGCAGGGACAGGGGCAGGUUGCCAGUUGAUUGACUCAACUUGGCACUCUCCGGACCUUUUGUAGCGAAAAAAGUUAACAAGUUUUUGUGCCGUUCCACUUGACUGCCGCCGCCGAAGGAGGCGAAUGAAGAUGCAGACGGUUGGAGCUACAAGCUACAAGCUUCAAUCCUCGAACACCGAACACCCAGCCAAACCAAUCCAAACCAUACCCAACCCAGCCCAGCCCAACUCAAUGCCUCUCCAGCCCCACUUGUAUUCCUCAUUUUGGCCGGGCACCAAGCCAACUAAGGUUUUUAUCUAGUUGAGUCCAUCUAGUCGCUUUUCCGUCCGUCCCACGGGUGUCUGCUGUGGACAAUUCACAGAUACAUACGCUGCAAACACACAGAUGAAGAAACGCAGUUACAGGCGGACAUCAAUAAGAGCGCUCGAACUGAUGUGGAAAAUAAAUAAACCAUUCAUGGUUCAAAAAUAAAAUUAAAGUGAAGAAAGUUAGACAUAUCAUUUUGAUUUUUGUGUACAACUUAAGGCUUGUGCAAUUUACGACUCAUCUCGAAAUACUCGAGAUGGAGGCUGUAAAGUCACAGUCUGCUGUACGUGAGCUCCACUGUAGCUGGGCGAACGCAUUUGCUUUGGCGUCCGUAUCGGCCAUGUCUAUCUGAGCUGGCUCUCCACUUGUCUAUGCUCGUAUAUUUGUCCAUUGAAGCAUGCAAUUGAUUGCUGCAACGGCAACAGCAAAGCAGCAGCAGCAGCGGCAUUAUCCCCAACCUCUGUAUUUUGCCCCCACUGGAACCUGCCCCUUCUCCGCCUCUG
Drosophila erecta is the source of this 1408-nucleotide messenger RNA. Its product is annotated as protein GSKIP homolog. Gene Ontology annotation, cellular component: cytoplasm. Gene Ontology annotation, biological process: regulation of canonical Wnt signaling pathway. Lineage: Eukaryota; Metazoa; Arthropoda; Insecta; Diptera; Drosophilidae. The transcript is spliced from 3 exons. Gene Ontology annotation, molecular function: kinase regulator activity; protein kinase A binding. The record is from RefSeq and is a predicted model, not a curated record. Bases 91 to 441 code for a protein of 116 amino acids.